This is a messenger RNA of Acanthopagrus latus (yellowfin seabream), 1825 nucleotides long. RefSeq names its product tetraspanin 3a (gene tspan3a). The coding region runs from base 311 to 1072 and encodes 253 amino acids. The transcript is spliced from 7 exons. NCBI's taxonomy places the organism in Eukaryota, Metazoa, Chordata, Actinopteri, Spariformes, Sparidae. The record is from RefSeq and is a predicted model, not a curated record. Gene Ontology annotation, biological process: protein maturation; protein localization to plasma membrane; regulation of vascular endothelial growth factor signaling pathway. Gene Ontology annotation, cellular component: membrane.
UUUAUUAUAGUCGACUGCAUAAUGUCAUCAACAGCGCCUCAUUGGAAGCAACGGAUGAAUCUCACAUGCAGUGUAUUCAGUGCAUUUUAAGGGUGGUUGGGUAGAUUUAGUUUCUGGAGGGUUUGUUUGUUCUCGAUGUUGUUAACCUGGUGGCGCCGCUGCAACCUGCUCCAGUCAGUGACAGACAGCUGGGAUAUGGAGUGUGAGCGGUGGAGCUGGCCGGGACAUGUCUGAGUAGGAACCUGCAGCAUUUCCCAACACAUACAAGCGUGUAUAAAAACAAAACAAAACACCAAAAUCCGUGUGGAAGAUGGGGCAGUGCGGCAUCACGUCGUCCAAGACGGUCCUGGUGUUUCUGAACCUGAUAUUUUGGGCCGCUGCUGGUAUCCUGUGCUAUGUUGGAGCCUAUGUCUUCAUUACAUAUGACGACUACGACCACUUCUUUGAAGACGUGUACACUCUCAUCCCGGCUGUGACCAUUAUCGCAGUUGGAGCCCUCCUCUUCAUUAUUGGGCUCAUUGGAUGCUGCGCUACAGUGAGAGAGAGCUACUGUGGACUAACAACGUUUGUCGUCAUUCUCCUGCUGGUAUUCAUGACCGAAGUUGCCGUCGUGGUGCUCGGAUAUGUUUACAGAGCGAGGGUCGAAGACGAAGUAAAUAGCUCCAUCAAGAAAGUGUAUGACGAGUACAAUGGCACCAACAGCAACGCCCAGAGCCGUGCCAUUGACUACGUUCAGAGACAGCUUCAGUGUUGUGGGAUCCACAAUUACUCAGACUGGCAGUAUACACACUGGUAUGAAGAAUCCAAAAACAAUAGUGUACCAAUAAGCUGCUGCAAAAGUAAUGUCGGAAGCUGCACGGGGUCCUUCACUCAUCCUGAAGAUCUCUAUCAAGAAGGCUGUGAAGCUCUGAUUGUAAAGAAGUUGAAGGAGAUCAUGAUGUACGUCAUCUGGACUGCGCUGACAUUUGCUGCCAUCCAGAUGCUGGGGAUGCUUUGUGCGUGUGUCGUGCUGUGCCGCAGUGGCAGAGAUCAUCCCUACGAGCCUCUCAUUACCGGGGGCACCUACGCAUAAAGGAAAACACAUUUCUCAUCGCAGCACACACUGUCAGAAAUUACGUUUGUCUUUGGUGAGAGCAUGAAAAUAAUAUAUUACCACUCUAACCUUAAAAAACACUAACCACACUGAGUUAAUGUAUAUUUUACCUGUUUUUCCAAAAAAAAAAAAAGCUACUGACCAAAUUCUUUCAUGGUCACCGUAAAAGAGGUGUGGGAAGCAUUCUGUUGCUCUGAGGAUAACAUGAGGGUGCAGACCUCCAUCUUACUAAACUCAAGUCCUGUUAGUCAUGUAUGGAGUGAAAUAUGGACAGGGUAAUUUCCUCAUAUGUUAGUUUGCACUGCGCGUGUUGCUUUCAAUAUUUUAUAUUUAAAUCUGUCAUGUACUUGAACGGAAGAUUGUAUAAUUCUACCCUGAACCCCCAUUACUACUACAGCUACAACUACUACUAUUAUUAUACUCUUACUACACCUAUAACAGCUCAGUUUUGGUUCAAACCUUUCACCAGCAGUAUUUUGUCAAGAACUAGUUGACACCACAGGUCACAUGUAAUUUAACUGGCUUUUCUUGUAAGAAUCAGCCCUUGUGAUCCCUUUCGGUAUGUGGGAUUUUUCAGGUAGUUAUGUACACUUAACUCUAGAUAGACUUUGUCCUAUAGCAGCUUGUUUUGUUUUUUUUGUCUCCUGAUGGUGGUUUUAAAGUUUGAUUUGCUGAUAUGUAGCAAUGGCAAGACUCAAGAAUGUCAAUAAAAAAAGUGGGAAAAGUUUUAAA